Messenger RNA from Pseudogymnoascus verrucosus, 507 nucleotides. RefSeq lists its product as uncharacterized. Lineage: Eukaryota; Fungi; Ascomycota; Leotiomycetes; Thelebolales; Thelebolaceae. The transcript has 2 exons. Bases 1 to 507 code for a protein of 168 amino acids. The record is from RefSeq and is a predicted model, not a curated record.
AUGAAAAGUCGGCAUUUCUGGAGCUCUGUAAAGGAAUACGGCGGCGCGGAUUAUAUCGCCAAUGUCAAGGCAUUUGCCAGACCACUCUCCGCAAAAACCAUACAGAAUUGCAGGGAUGUCGCAAAAGUAAUCGUUCCGAAGCACAUCAGCUAUCCGGCUUUCAGAGCGAAAAUGAGAUCGAAGAACGAGAACCAGCGCGUUGCCUACUUCGGAAACCUUGCUACACCGAGUAUGAAGCAUUUCAUUUUCCGACAUCAUUUCAAGGCGCUGAAUUUCGCCUACAUAUUCCACAAGGCCUCAAGGCCAGUACGGUUGAAGGAGACGACCAGACAGAAUCUCCGCCUUCGCAUCGACUUUAUAACCGCUACAAUGUUAUACACGACGCUGUUGCCUGUAACCAGAGAGAUCUUAUCGAAGAAGAAUCUUACGACACCAAAGAAUGAUGAGGCGGAAGCCUUCCCCGAACUUGACGACAAAUUUAACUGGAAGAUGGCCUUUGAUGCAUAA